UAAAAUUUUUCCCAAGGGUGACCGAUCACUCUGUAUAGGUGUGAUGCACAACUUUAAUUGUCUAUAUCUUUAAAAUUAUUGAGUAUCUACACCUAAUAUUUUGCACGUAUCAUUAGGAAUACGUGUACUAUCACCUUGCAAAUACUCGUUGAAAUCGGCGUGUCCCACUGGGGGGCCAUGUGGCUCCCUGAGAGUCCCGAAUCCCGAGCGGAGUCAGUCGCGCUGCGAGUGUCGACCGCGAAGGUUGUCGGAUUACGGUUGCGUCUCGCAGGUGCAACGUUCCCUUGCAUUUAUUCAUGUCGCGCCACGGUGAUCGCGCGAUCGACAUCGAUGGAUCGUUCGAGAAAAGGAAACGAAGUUCUGUCGAUCCAAUCGACCCUACACGUGAACAAACGACUGCUCGAGCUCGAUCUGGACUAUUUGGAAAGGAGAGGAGGCGAGUCAAUAUCCUGUGAAAACGCCGAAAGCGGAUCGAAAGAGGAAGAAAGCCCCGCAGACACUCUGGAUCGUAUCAAAGUUGUGUUUCUCGGUGCACCUGGGGUGGGAAAGUCCAGCAUAAUUAGGCAAUUUGUGUGGAGCGAAUUCUCCGAGGAGUACAGGCCGACCGAGCGCAGGGAGACUUUUUAUCCGAACGUGGUGCUCGCCAAUCGAUUCUACGAGCUGAAGAUCACGGAUCUACCGACGAUCCCGUACUUUCCGGUCAGCUCGCACCUCGAAUGGACGGACUUCCGUUAUUACGGGCUACGAAGUGCCAGCGCCUACGUGCUCGUGUUCGAUCUCAGCAAUCAGGACACGUUUCAGUAUAUUAGGACGUUACGGGAGCAAAUCUACGAAGCACGAGACAUGAGGGGUGUACCGUUAUUAGUGGUCGGGAACAAGCAAGACGAAUUGUCGCCGGCGGCUGCUACCGAAACUAGAUACAGGGACAUCGUCAAUCUCGUCCGGAAACACUGGCGGUGCGGCUAUGUCGAGUGCAGCGCAAGAUUCAACUGCCGUGUCGUACAGGUAUUUCGAGAAUUAAUGAAGAGCAUCCAAGCAGUCGAAGGCAGACCACCCUCGCCCCCGUCUGCACCCUCACAGCCGCUGCGAUCGCACCCCCACGACACCGGCGAAAAGUGUAUUUUUCUCUGACAUUGAAACCAAAGAAUCAGCGUGCUCGACUUCUGCGACCGUAUCAUCAGAAGAAGCUGCUUCUUUCCUUAUCACGAUGCAGGGUCGUAGUUAUCUUAAGUCGAAGACGAAAGACAAACGUAAACGGGGGGGUGGUUUAUUCAAGAGAAUCGCGAAAACCCUAAUGCGAAAGUUCAACUUCGCCGGGGAUCGCAGGGCAAACA
Messenger RNA from Colletes gigas, 1334 nucleotides. Its product is annotated as ras-like protein family member 10B. Gene Ontology annotation, molecular function: GTPase activity; GTP binding. NCBI's taxonomy places the organism in Eukaryota, Metazoa, Arthropoda, Insecta, Hymenoptera, Colletidae. The transcript has 5 exons. Bases 178 to 1131 code for a protein of 317 amino acids. The record is from RefSeq and is a predicted model, not a curated record.